AUGUCGAACGACCCCGCCGUUGCUCGAGAGCUCUCCCGGCUUGACCCGGCCGUCCCCUUUCGUGCAACUUCCCAGCAUCUACACUUUACAUGGGCAAAGACCUUUUACUCGCGACCGGAGCUCUAUAUCCAGCCGCAGAGCAUCGAGGAAAUCCAAAAGGCUGUGACGGUCGCGCGCCGCUGUCGACGGAGAUUGGUAACUGUCGGCAGUGGCCAUUCGCCAUCCGAUUUGACCUGUACCUCCGCUUGGCUGAUCAACCUUGACAAUUUCAAUCGCGUUUUGGACGUUUCGCAGGAAACCGGUCUGGUAACAGUGCAAGCAGGAAUUAGACUCCGAGAUCUUAGUCGCGAAUUGCAGAAGCACGGACUGUCUUUGCCCAAUCUCGGCAGUAUCGACAGUCAGUCGAUCGCGGGCGUGAUCGCAACCGGUACCCAUGGCAGUUCUUCUCGUCAUGGUCUACUUUCCGAAUGUAUUCGAGGUCUUUCAGUGACUCUUGCCAAUGGACAAACAGUGAGAUGCAGUGCGACGAACAAUCCGGAGCUGUUUCGCGCUGCGCUGGUAUCACUGGGCGCGCUUGGCAUUGUGACUGAAGUGACUCUGCAGACCGUGCCUGCCUUCCGCAUUAAUUGGGAGCAGUCACUUCAUCCCCUGUCGGAGCUUCUCGAUCGAUGGGAGGGCGACCUCUGGACAUCACACGAGUUUGUGCGCGCGUGGUGGCUUCCUUAUAUGGACCGUGCUAUCAUCUGGCACGCAAGCAAGACAGAUUUGCCAGUACAACCGCCGCCAAAGUCCUGGUAUGGUGGAUGGUUAGGCUUCCAUGUUUAUCACAACUUACUCGCCUUGUCCAAUUGGUUCCCCCGUUUCCUUCCAUGGGUGGAAUGGUUUGUGUUCGGGAUGCAAUAUGGAUUCAAGCCUGGUGCUGUGGUGACAAAGGCCGUGGAGCCAGCCCGAGAAGGUUUGCUUAUGGAUUGUCUUUACUCGCAAUUCGUGAAUGAGUGGGCAAUACCUUUGGAGAAAGGUCCCGAAGCGAUUACGCGUCUAUCAGCAUGGAUUCACGGUGAUGAGAAAACUGCGCGUAUCCCAUUCAGUCCCAAGGGUGUCUGGGUGCACUGUCCUGUAGAAGUCCGUGUAUCCGACACUACACUGUCCUCGACACCACGCCCUUAUCUCGACCCAACCUCUCGCGAGGGACCUACGCUAUACUUGAAUGCGACUCUUUAUCGCCCCUAUUUGCGGGAUCCCCCAUGCAGAGAACGCUAUUAUGAAGCAUUCGAAUGGCUCAUGCGCGACUUGGGCGGUCGUCCACAUUGGGCAAAGAACUUUACCACACUCGCCUCAGCUCAAGACUUGCGUGACAUGUAUGGAGACGACAUGGAUCAAUGGCUCAAAGUGCGACGAGAAGUCGAUCCAGAUGGCUUGUUUGUUGGGGAAUGGCAUCGGCGAAACUUGUUGUUGACAUCUGGCGACGAGACCGAGUCAGCGGAACUAGGUGACAGCCACCUGUCUCUAGGAGAACGACAGGAAACUGUACGCAAAUUCGGUCGUCGUGGAGCGGGAGAUGGUUUAGAGUGGAUUGGGGAUCGUCGUUGGGAGCGAGCAUCCCCCGUGUCCUUGCACAAGGGGACUAUUAUCACCGACUCGCCAAGUCCGCCUAUGACUUCCACGAGCGAAGAGAGUUUUGAUCUUUUGGCUCCUGGCGAAGCUAGCUUCUUCUACUACAAAGAUGGGUUAGGCGUUAUCUACGCGGAUUCUAUUUCUACUUGUGCCCUUCACUAG
Talaromyces stipitatus ATCC 10500 is the source of this 1776-nucleotide messenger RNA. RefSeq names its product sugar 1,4-lactone oxidase, putative. The record is from RefSeq and is a predicted model, not a curated record. The transcript is spliced from 2 exons. Gene Ontology annotation, cellular component: membrane; mitochondrion. Gene Ontology annotation, molecular function: D-arabinono-1,4-lactone oxidase activity; FAD binding. Bases 1 to 1776 code for a protein of 591 amino acids. NCBI's taxonomy places the organism in Eukaryota, Fungi, Ascomycota, Eurotiomycetes, Eurotiales, Trichocomaceae.